AUGGAAGUUAAUCCUGUUAAAUUGAAUCAUCACGAACAUGAUGAUACCAAAGAAAACGUAGUAGAAGAAACUACUACUCAAGAAGAACCGGAAAUAAAAAUUUCGAAUCCAAAAGACAAAUCUGAUGAUGAAAACGUUGAAGGUGAAGAUGAAGUGGGUGAGCAACCAAAUCAACCCGAAAGUCCCACCAAUGAACUGGAACAACCCAACUCUGAUGAUUAUGAACCUGAAGGACCCAUCAAUAAUGACCAAAACGAAAAAGAGGGGGAAUCUGCUGACGAAUACAAUCCUGAAAUCGAAGCUGCUUAUGAUCCUAAUGAACAUCCUUCCCCACCUGAAAUCCCUAAUAAACCUGAAAAUCCUGAACCCAAGAAACCAUCAGGCUUGCCAGCAAGACCUCAAGUUCCUCAAAAACCAUCAAUUGAUUAUUCUGUUGAUCCAUCAGCUGACCCUCACCAAUAUCAAAGAAUAAUCAGAUUAGCUUGUGAUGAAAUCACCCAAUCCGAAUCAUCAAAUAAUCCUAAUUUCCAUAAUUUAUCCGAUUAUGAGAAAUUCAAAAUCAUUUCUCCUCAAUUAGAAGCAAGAGGUAUUACCUUGAAUACUGGUACUUCAUUUUCGCAAGCUCUGGAUAUCAAUUUUGAUCAAGUUUAUUCUUAUAACAAACCUUAUAAGAAUUUGAAAAACCCCAUUCCAUUGGUUCCAAUUAAUGAAUUCUGUAGAAGACCAAAUGUUACCUUACCCAUGACACCUGAAGAAGAUGCCCUUUAUGAUGAGUUUAUCAAGACAGAAGCUGAUUAUAUGAGAGAUCAAAAUUGUGAAGAUUUCCCCGAUAAAUCAAGGCUCUUCUUAGGUAACUUACCUGCCAAUACCAUAUCUAAACAAGAUUUGUUCCGAAUUUUCAAUAAGUAUGGUGAAGUUGUACAAAUAGCUAUCAAAGCGGGUUAUGGGUUUGCUCAAUUUAGAACAAUGGAAAGUUGUUUGGAUUGUAUUAAAGGUGAAACUUACGUACCUUUACAUAAUAAGAUCAUGAGAUUAGAUGCCUCCAAACCUCAGCCAUCCAAAAAAUUUAACAACAAUCAAAGAGGAAGAGAAAGGUACGAUGACGAUAAUUCCCAUAAAAAAGCUAAAAGAAACCCCCCAGAAUGUCAAAUCUAUACCACUGGUAAAUCAUCAGUUUUCUUUGUCAGAAGAGUGAAAAGAGCUAUACAAAAUGCUCAAGUUUCCAGUGAUAUUGAAGACGUUACUCAUAGAGAGAUUUCAGAGGUUAUAAGUGAAGCAGCUUACUCGGGAGUUUUGGGAACUUGUGUUAUCAAAGAACUGAAAGUUGAUAUACAAACUUUUGAAACCUCACCUGAUGGUGGAAUCAAAUUCGAUGAAUAUGCUGAUAUAGAACCCGAAGAUGCAGCUGAUAUCUUACAAAAGGCUAAGUUGAAGAAAUAUGGUGGUACUUUACCUCCAUUCCAAGGAGAUAACUUCGAUGCACAAUAUGGCUCAAACGAUAAUAGCACCUACGGCGGACAUUACAAUGAUAGAGGUAGAGGUCGUGGUCGUGGUCGAGGUAAUUCUGGUGCAAGAGGUGGUAGAGGUCGUGGAGGCUAUAACCAGUUCAAUCAAGGAUACCAAGGCUAUGAUCAAGGACAAUUUGAUCAACAUUAUGGCCAGCAAUAUGGUCAACAAGGUCAAUAUCCAGGUCAAUACGACCAACAAGCACAAUAUGGACAAGGUCAAUAUGGAAACCAAUACAAUCAACCACCACAAUAUGGCAACCAAAUGGGUUAUAACCAACAAUCUCCACCACAAAAUUACGGUCAGCAACAAGCACAAUAUGGUCAACCACCAGCUCAGUAUGGCCAACCACAAGCACAAUACGGCCAACCACAAGCACAAUACGGCCAACCACAAGCACAAUACGGCCAACCACCAAUUCCAGCACAGUAUGGUCAAUCUAACCCACCUCCUCAACAAAACCAGACAGACUUAUAUCAGACCCUUCAGAAUCUUGAUCCUGCUGCAAAACAAAGUGUUUUAUCUAUUUUGCAACAGCAACAACAACCUACGCCUCAACCUUCACAACCUCAACCACAACCCCAUCACCAUCAAUCAGCCCAGGGUUAUAAUCAGAAUUAUAAUCAAUCGCAAUAUGAACAACGUCAACCUAUAAAUUACGGAGAUUCUUCAGGAUAUCAAUCAAGAUCUGCAAGAUAUUCGAGUAGAGAUGAUAGAAUCGAUAGAAAUCAGGGCCGUCGUCCACAGAGAAAUUACGCUCAGAAUUAUGGGCAAAGUUUCGGAGGACAAUAUGGCGAAGGACCACAACCACCACGUAAUUCCAACCAGAACAAUGAUAACUCCUCCACCACUUCCUCAUCAUUAAUGGACACAUUAGCCAAAUUGAGCAAAAAAUGA
Messenger RNA from Yamadazyma jaroonii, 2403 nucleotides. The record is from the annotation of a GenBank genome assembly. Lineage: Eukaryota; Fungi; Ascomycota; Pichiomycetes; Serinales; Debaryomycetaceae.